AACGGCUUCAUUAGUUUAGCUUUAGCACCAGUUGAAAGCAAAAUCUGUGGUCAGUAUUCAAAGUUGCAUUUAUUUUCUUUGUUAGUACUGCACUAACAAAGUGGUUGCCACCGUUACUUUCCCAUCAGCCAUUAACAUGGUGGCCCUCCCACCUAAUAUAAUUUAGAGGAUACCUCCCCAACUCAAUCAAUUUCAUCAACAUUUCAUGAGAAUCAAUCCCACCUUGUUUCUUCCUUCUUCCUUCUUCCUUCUUCCUUGUUCCUUCUUAGCAGUUCUUUUUUACGUUACACCAUGGUUCAGAGGAAAGCACCAGACAGACCAAAAUCCUCAACUGAACAAAAGAAGAGCCAUGGCCGAUCAGAGAGACAACCCUCUUCUCAUCUGCAACCAGAUACAAAAAUCAUGAGAGGAACUGAUCUUAAGAAAAAACUGAGAAAGGUAAAUUCUACAAAAUGUUCUGAUUUUGAUAGCUUCGAACUCCCCCCUAUGGAUAUUCAAUUCAAGAAAACAUCCCCAUGCAAGAAGAAUUCUUCAACUCCAAUCAGAAGCUACAUGAGACCGACUAGAAGUUCUGAUGAUAAGAAGAAAAGACCAAGAAACUCGAAGUACUCGAAUUCCUCUUCUGCUGUGAAGGCACAGAGCAUACAAUCCAACUUAAAACAAGUGAAAUCUUCAAUGAAGAAGAGAUUGGUGGUCACUUUGUGUUCGAAGAAGAAUGUGAACGGGGCCACCUGCUCAUCAACUUUGAAGGAUUCGAGGUUUCCUGCAGCUUUGGAGCUCAAUCAUGGAGCAACUGAAGCCGAGGGAAGUUCGACGAUAAGAGUCUGCCCUUACACUUACUGCUCCCUUAAUGGUGGUCAUAUGCGUGAGCCUUUGCCUCCUCUCCAGCGCUUCAUUUCUGCACGGAGGAAUUUGCUCCAGACCCAGAAAAGUUUGAUGGUACAGAGACUGUUUUCAUUUAAAAAUGGACCGUUACAAAAGGAAGGAAAGUUGAUUGAUGAAGAGACCAUAGAGGAGAACAACUGUCAUGAAAUUAGCAACUUUGAAGAGAAAUAUAAUCAUGAACAGUGUAUUCUCGAUGAAGUGAAACAUUCAAUGGAAAUUAUGCCUCAAACGAAUGAAGCUUUAGAUAUCAGCUUUGAAGAUGAUUAUGAUUAUGAUGUGGAUCAGAACAGUGAAUUAUCACAAUAUGAAAUGGAUGAUGUCAUGGUGAACUUCCUUGAGUAUGUGGAGUUUGAUCAUGAUAGAACAACAGCUCUGAAAGACUCUGAGGAAGAUGAUGAAAAAAAGAAGUCUGAAAUCGGAACUACGGAUAUUAAGUGGGAAGAGAAAAUAUGUUUGUUUCCUGACAAAAGAGAGUUCUCAGAAUCCCCAGAUGAGCAUUUUUCUGAAAAUACAACAAAUAGUUAUGCCACAAUUGAAGCAGAAGAAGAUUCAAAAAGUGGGCUCAUUUCACAAAGCAUCAAGGAUGAAGUUCAGAAGCUUCCAUCAGAAAUGAUGAAUGAAAGCAGAUUGGGAUAUGAAUCUGAAAGUCCGGAGAAAGAGGUGCCGGAUGCUUCUAACAAGACAGGUCGAAAUAAAUUGAAUGUUUCUGCUACAAAUUUCAAGGGAAUUGAUGGUAUUUCAAACCCAAGAUGGAAUAUUGCAAAAAAGGGAGUUACUAGAAAAUUUGACCAAGUUAAGGAAUUCAACCCACGGCCACUAAAUUUUCUUCCAUUGGAGCCUGAUCCAGAAGCAGAAAGAGUGGAUCUGAGGCAUCAAACAAUGGAUGAGAGAAGAAAUUCAGACGAAUGGAUGAUAGAUUAUGCACUUCAACUGGCUGUUACAAACUUAGGUCCAGCCCGGAAGAAGAAGGUGGCUCUGCUUGUCGAAGCUUUCGAAACCGUCCUUCCAUUGCCUAUGUGUGAAAAACCUCUCAGACAUGGCACAUCAGCCUUCAAUCAUCUGAGUUUUAUUCAAGCAUGCAGCUAAUACUCUCACAGAUUACUUUGAGUAAUUAGGCUGCGAUUGAAUGAGAUUUGGACAUAAGAAAUCUUUAAUGGCCGGAUUGACGUAAGAAUUCCUUAACCAAGAAUUUAGUACUGAUAUAUAAGAGUGUGAUGUUUGUCUCCAUGAACAAUUCUGUUCUGCUUGUUAAAAAGGUGUGUCUGGCUUUAUAAAUGAUAUGAAUUGCUUAAACUACAACUGCUUUUAUGUAUUUUCUUCUAAAGUGAAAUCAAAUAUGUAUUUAUGUGUUU
Molecule: messenger RNA, 2237 nt
Organism: Phalaenopsis equestris
Lineage: Eukaryota; Viridiplantae; Streptophyta; Magnoliopsida; Asparagales; Orchidaceae
Exons: 2
Coding region: 292-1971 (559 amino acids)
Molecular function (GO): calmodulin binding
Source: RefSeq, a predicted model, not a curated record